AUGACGGAUCCAUCGCAAAGCAUGGAGCUGAACACCCCGCUCAACCUCACGCCCGAGGAGAAGCGCGUGUUCGGCGAGCUCUUUCGCCAGGCCGACACCGAGCAGAUGGGUGUCGUGACCGGCGAGGUUGCUGUAAAGUUCUUCGAGCGCACGAAGCUGCCGCCGCAAGUUCUGGGAGAGAUAUGGCAAAUUGCGGACACAGAAAACCGGGGCCUGUUGACCUCGUCUGGCUUCUGUCAAGUGCUCCGUCUCAUCGGUCACUUCCAGGCCGGCAAGGCCCCUACUCCUGAGCUGGCUUUCCAACCCGGCCCAUUGCCCAAGUUCGACAACUCGCCUCCUUCCGGUCCCGCUGCCCCCGGUCCCAUCCAGCCCCAGAUGAGCGGUCCCAUCCGCGUGCCGCCGUUGGCACCCGAGCGCGCCGCACAGUACGCUGCACUCUUUGAGAAGUCGGGCGCAGUGAACGGAGUUCUUCCAGGGGAAACGGCCAAGAACAUCUUCGAGAAGGCGAGGUUACCAAACGAGACCCUUGGUCGCGUCUGGGCGCUUGCGGAUACAGAGCAGCGUGGUGCUCUGGGAGUUACGGAGUUCAUCAUUGCUAUGCAUUUAAUACAGUCCCUGAGCAGCGGCGCUAUGAAGGGCCUUCCUUCCUCGCUUCCUGCAGGCCCCAUCCCCCGCCAGUUCAGCGGCCAGAAUACCGGCCGUGGACAGAGCCCUAUGAGCGGAAGGCCGCCAUUUGCGACCCCUCCGCACAAAGUGGAUACUCAGGGCCGUGGUUUCAUUACUGGCGAGCAAGCUGUUGUCUUCUUUAGCGAUUCUGGACUGCCUGAGGAGCGGCCCAAGCCCGGUGUCCAAUUUCUGCCACCUUCUCUGCCGCCUGCCCUGAUUCCUCCUAGCAUGCGGAGCAGUGCCGCCAGACCUCCGGCCCAAUCUCAGCCUCCUGCUACUUUCGGCACCACCGCUUCCUUUCCUGCUCCCGCUGCCCCUGCUGUUCCCGCCCCUAAAUCGGCCUCGGAGGACCUGUUUGGCCUCGAUGCCUUCACCGCUUCCCCGCCUGUGCAGCCGCAGUCUACUGGCGGCUCUGGUGCAAACUUUCCCGCUAACAAGGAUCCAUUUGGCAAUGGAGCGGCUUCUCCCGCAUCCCCAUCGCGCGGUACCUUCCAGCCAACUCCGCAGAACCCCACAAGCAUAUUCAAGCCGUUCAUGCCCUCUUCUUCCUUUGGCCAGACCCUGACUGCUCAGGGAACCGGUGGCUCUGGUUCACAGCCUCGCAGCCCAGCACCGCCGCAGCCCUCAGCGAUGGAUGACCUCCUUGGCGACAAUGAUCAGGAGCAGAGUAAGAAGCUUACGGACGAGAGCGCUGAGCUCGGGAACAUAAAGGCCUCAACCGAAGCGGAGCUCAACACCACGAGCGCCCAGAAGCGUGACCUGGAAAUGCGCCUCUCCCAAUUCAGGGCGCAGUAUGAGGCUGAAGUCCAGAUUGUCAAGCAGCUGGAGGAGAGGCUGAAUGCGUCUCGCCAGGAGACAAGGAAGCUUCAGCAAGAGAUGGCGAUGCUUGAAGGGUCCUACCAGGAUCUCUCGAGCCAGCACCAGCAAGUUGCCAGUGCUCUCGAAGCCGAUCAGCGCGAGAACGCAAAUUUGAAGGAACGCAUCCGCCAGACCAACGCUGAAGUCGCGCAGCUCCGACCCCAACUUGACAAGAUGCGCUCAGAAGCGCGUCAGCAGAAGGGCAUGGUUGCCAUCAACAAGAAGCAGCUUGCCACGAACGAGGGCGAGCGUGAAAAACUCAAAAAUGAAAUGAGUGAACUAACAAAGGCUGCUCAGGAAAGCUACAACCGCAGUCCGGAAGCAACUCCCGGGCCCACGGUCGCUGCAAGCCCUGCGCCCUCGAAUGCUAGCCAUAGCACUAACCCUUUCUUCAGAAGGUCACCUCAGCCCGCUGAAAACACCAUGUCCCCUUCCGGGUUCUCCCGAGAGGCUAGCCAGGCCAACUUUGAUAACUUCUUUGGCCCGUCAAUCUCCUCUGGCGUUCCUACGCCGUCCACUUCACCCCCUCUUUCGCAAUACCAUGAGUCGCCACGUGUUGGCGAGCCCCCCGCGCCCCCGGAGUCCCGCCAAUUCUCCUCUAGCAUCCUGCCCAUUCGUGAAGGGGCGGCCCGCCAGGGCUCUUUCAGCUCCUCGGUCAAGGCGGCUCCGCCGACCAGCAGGUUCGGUGCCCCUGGCAACGAGACUCCGACGAACGCCCCUGGCUCUCCGUCGGCAUCUGCUGCUGAGCCCGCGAAGGACACAUCCGCACCGGAGUUUGGCCCGUCGCCCUUCAACCGCAACCUCACUUCUUCGCCUGCCGCCAGUCACGUUAGUGAUGCUGCGCGGUCCGCAAGUGGUGUGGAGCGUAAGGACACCUUCCAAUCCUUUGGCCCUCCGUCAACUUCUGUUGAUAUGCCCGGUUCUUUCCCCGAAGUGAGCACGCCUCUGAAGCCUGAAACUACCGGCCAAAGUGCCAUGAGUGACCGCAGCAAGGGCAGCUUCAGCUUCCCGAGGUCUGAUCCCUUCGGCUCUCAGCCCCAGCGCCAGGGAUCUGCCGCCAAAGCUGACUUUGAUGCCGCCUUUGCCGGAUUCGGUGCUGGAAAACAAUUCCAGGAAAGACAGAACACCGGGUCAUCUCUCAAUGGCUCCGUUGGAUCGGCAUCUAAGUUUAACCAAGAGUUCCCUCCGAUCGAGAAUCUGGGUGGUGAUGACGAGAGCGACAGCAACAGCGAACAUGGCUUCGAUGAUAACUUUGCCCCUUCUUCGCCCCAGGCUAAGCGCGAUGAUGCAGCCCCAGCCCCCACUACAAGCGGUCCCGAAGGUACGGGAGACUCAGGUAAUCCUUUCUCCCGCGAUAAUAGCAACCUUCCCACUCCUAACGCCCAAAAACCACCCCCUACCUACGAGCAGACCACCGGCAACCGUAGCGGUGCCAGGGGAUCUGACUCCUUCCCGCCAGAGUUCGGCGGACUGCUGCCUUCUCGUCAGGAUCCCACGGCCCAGUCCGGAUCACAAUCCCCAGAGAAGACCUUCAGUUCGCCCGUGCUCACCCCUGGUCAAACCCUCUUUGGAGGGUCCAGCGCUGCUGGAAAGGCUCCGGCCACCGGCCCCUUUUCUCCUGGAUCGACCUCGAAUGCUAACACACCAUCGUCAACAGUGCCUUCAGAUGCUUACCACUCUGCGCAAUCCUACCCAUCUACGGACAAGGCUUCGCCCGCGAACCAGGCGCCCGGCAGUCAAUCCUUCGGAGAUGAUUUCGAUGCUGGAUUUGACGAUCUCGCGGAAGCCAAGGAUGCCACCAACGCCCACGACGACGAUGACCUCUUCGGCUCGAGCCACCGUGACGGUCUGGAUGAGUUUAACCCGGUUUUCGACAGCCCGGCUGCCAGCAAGAGCAACACAAUGGCCAGCCAAGCUACUCCGACUAACAACGCAAGCAAGAACCAUGCUGAAGACUCCUUCUCGGAUUUUGAGCACCUCACCCAGAGCUUCGCUUCUUCCAAGCCUGCGACGCAGAGCGCUGCUGCUUCUGGCCACGAUUGGGAUGCCAUCUUCUCCGGCCUGUCUGAUAGCCAGCCGGCGCCUUCGACUGGUGGCAACACAGCGCCGCAGACGGCGGACAGCAGCCAAAUGCUGGGCGCGCCCUCGGGAUCUGAGCAACCGGCAAGUGGUGACGAGGCCGAGAAGCCCCAUCUUGGCAGGGCACUGAGCGCCGGCACCGAGCAUGAUGACCCGAUUCUGAAGAACCUGACUAGCAUGGGCUACCAGAGGGGUGAUGCUCUAGCUGCGCUAGAGAAGUAUGAUUAUGACAUUAACAAGGCUGUCGAGUAUCUCUCGAGCAAGUAA
Lasiodiplodia theobromae is the source of this 3870-nucleotide messenger RNA. Its product is annotated as UBS TS-N domain-containing protein. The record is from RefSeq and is a predicted model, not a curated record. NCBI's taxonomy places the organism in Eukaryota, Fungi, Ascomycota, Dothideomycetes, Botryosphaeriales, Botryosphaeriaceae. Gene Ontology annotation, cellular component: plasma membrane; cytoplasm. Bases 1 to 3870 code for a protein of 1289 amino acids. Gene Ontology annotation, biological process: endocytosis; endosomal transport. Gene Ontology annotation, molecular function: protein binding. The transcript has 11 exons.